CCCACUAGGCACGCACGCAGACACCUAGAGGGGAAAUUAUCACAGGGUGUGCCAACGGCCAAAGCAAAAAGGGCGGCCAACAAAGACACACAUACAGUCAAUCAAAGCGACCCCUCAUCAAGCACACGGUCGAUUGGAGAGAGAGGAUGACAAGUGUGUCUAUGCGUGGAGACUCCUGCGUGGUGUGAGCAGUGAUUGAGCGUGCGUUGCUCGCUGGUCGUUGCCUUGGAUUGAUUUCAAGUAAUCAGCCGAGUUGCUUGCGAUCUUGAAAUGUUCACAUAUGUCUCGGGCAGACAGGACGGUCCGAGAUAGAUAUUCAUGAUAUGCAUGUACAAAUCAAGAUACACACACACAGCAGACCCCACCCACGCACAAACACAGAGAGACAGACAGAGACAGACAGAGACAGACAGACAGAGAGACAGCUGGUUGGUCACGCACAAACACUGGUUCGCCGCUGGCUGCCUGAAUGUCUGAAUGGCUGGACAAAUACAUACGACUCAUGUACACACACAUCUAUGUACGAGACGUUUGUAUGCUCAGACACUACACACACACGAUAGGAUACAUACACACCAAGACGUACACACAUUACACCCGGAGCCGCAAAUUACACCAAGCGUACAGGAAGAAACACAUCAAAAUUGAAUUCCGCUGACUGGAAGACAUGAAGCUUGCUUUCCUUCCCAUCACCCUGUUGGCGGCCUCAUCGGCCUAUGCUUCAUUCGCCCCCUCACCCACGCACAAACACAGAAAGAGCCACCAACCCACCAAUCAGUCAAGUCAGUUGUCUCCAGUAUCCUGUUUCAUGACGUAGCACCUGGACAGCCACACCUUGCUGACCUCCUUGAUGCGCUCGUGGUAGAGGUGGCAGUGGCCAUUGGGGUUGUUGAUCUCCCACUCAAACGCCGAACAACCCUUGUUGUGCUCCGACAACCCACCCGCCACAAACUGCUUCUGCCGCUCCACACAUAGAGACGCGCAGUCGGCUGCUGACACGGUCCGGCGCUUCGUCACGAUCGCACGGCCGCUCUUCGUGCCCGUCACACACUUGCCGCGGCCCAGCAACUCAAACCGACCGUGUACGAAACCAGCUGCACACAUGGAGACACACGUUACACACACGCUCCCCCUCUCUGUGUGUGUGUGCGUACUUGUCUUGCAGGGCGCGUUGGUCUUUCCCGGCUUGCACUCGGGUGCCGAAGCGAAUAUCUCGUUCUCGCAACACUGCUUAGCGCCGCCCGGCUUGCUGCCGCACUUUGCGCCUCCGCAUUGGCCGCCGCACAUGGACUCGCUGCAGCAUGCACCACUGGCGGCCGCCAAGACACCCGCCGAGUUGGCGCAUUCCAGCUGGUCAGGCAAGAGGCCCACACCUGAUUGAUACACAGACAUACGGACAGUGCACACGGGCGUGUCCAUGUCUGAUUACUUGUCUUUCGGUAGCAUCUGUGCCUUGCGUCUCCGUUGGACUUGGUGGGAUGUCCAAACAGCAUGUGGCACUGCUUGUGUGUGUGGAUAUCGGGGCUGUAUGAGAAGUCGAAGGCCAGGCAGCCCUCCGUGUCGUCGCACGCCUCACCACACCGCUCCAAAGACGACGCACCGAUCGCUCGCCUGUUCUUGGCCGCAGCAGGCCUCGCGAAGUCGCAUUGCCCGAUGCCGGCCAGCUCGUAGUUGUUCUUGUCAUCGGUGUCGAGCCGGGAAUCUGCACGAGAAACACCGACACACGUACACUGAUGUGUGACGGGGAAGGUGUGCGCAAUGUGCGCUCACCGGCAUUGCACGGCGCCUGUUUGUCUCGGUGGCACAUUUUGCCCGACUUGGCCGCGUGGGCGCUGUUGCACCUCUGGUCAGGAUUGUCGCUGCUGCACGUGGCGCAAUCCCCGGGACAGCACCCACCGUCACCGCUGGUGCUGGCCCGCCCCCUGAUGGCCGAGCACUGCAUCACGUGGUCCUUCUGGAAACACCGCUCACCCACCUCCCUCUUGACCUUAAAGGCAGGCGCCGUCUGGUUGACAUUGACGAACAGCCGGCAGUUCUGGGGGUUGGUCAGGGUGAUGUCGAACCCCUGACAAGUCGGCUCGGCCAGACACUUGCCGCUGCACUCUUCCAUGGACUUGACGUGCGAUGAGCUGGGGAGGGCCGAUUUGUCUUGUGAGUCGGUGCACACGCCCUCGCCGAGGAGGGAGAAGCCGUCGGGGCGGCAGAGGCUCGUCUCCAGGUGGGGCAGUUGGCCGAUCCGCCCCUUCUGCCCAUACCGCAUGCCGUACCCCACGUGGAAGCCCGUUUGGCCGUUUCGCACCUCGGUGAGCCGCUGACACGCACUCAGUGGCCAGGCGAUGGGCAGGGUGCCGUGAAAAUCAUGCUCGCCAAAGAGCACGUCGGCGAUAGCCCCGCCCUGCGGCCCCGGCAGCCAUGCCACGACGAAUGCGUCAGACAGGUUGAUCUCUCUUGUGGUGUCGAGUGGCCGGCCGGUGAGGGCGAUGAUUGUGAGGGAGAAGGCCUCGUUGGCUGGCAUUUUGCUGCGGAUCGUGUGGAGCUUGUCGAGGAUGGCGCGGUCGGUCCCGGCCCUCUGCAUCCCGUCGCGCACAAGCCUCACUGGUGCGGGGUAGAGGAUGUCGCUGAGAGAGAGGCAAGGAAAGGAAGAAGGAAUGGGCAAUUCAUGGGCGUGUUGGCGGCUGGCUGCCUGCCUCACCCAAAGUACUCGGCGUAUGCUGCAGCAGCAGCAGCAGGAGAAUCACAGGGGGGAAAUACGCAAUCGGUUGUUUGGUUGUUUUGAAUCAGGCUUACUUUCCUCGGCAAGGCACAUGAUGGCGGCAUCGAAAGGGCCCUGCUCAUUAAAGGCCUUGGUGACGUCUGCCGACGUGCCGGCGAAAAUCGCCUUGCCGCCUCUCUUAGACACAAUACCUUUCACACCUGCGCACACAGACAAGUGAGCAGUAUGAACGGUCGCUGCCCUUGUGUCACCGCCCACCCACCCCCCCACCGACCGCCAAAAAUGGUGUGUGCCUUGCUGCCGAAGCCCUCGUUGCCGAUGCCUCUGGGCCCCUGCCACUUGACCGUCCACCCUCCACUCUGGUGCUCUAUCGAGUCGCACCCGUGGCCGGCCACCAACACCCGGCUGUCAUUCCGCAGCGGCAGGGCAGACCCACCAGCGCCCCCACGCUCGUUCUUCAGCAGCACCAGCGACUUGCGCACGGCCUCGCGAGCCACGUUGCGAUGAGCGGGGCCGCCCAUAUUCUCGCCAAGAGCCCGCACACGCGGUGGUGGGCGGACGGGCAGCUUGAUGGGUGCAUCUUCGGGCAGGAAGAUGAGGCCCAGGAGCGACUUGACGCGGAGGAUGCGCUUGACGGCGUCGUGUAUGCGUUGCUUUGGAAUUUCUCCCCUCUUGAUGGCCUGGAGUGUGUUGGUGUGGAAGUUCCUCCAGAUGCCCCUGUCUGGUGCCAUGAACAUGUCGACGCCCGCGUUGACGGCGGCGUUGCAGUGGGUCAGCUCACACGACUCUAUGGACUCCCAGCCGUACCUGCAUGGACGGACAACAGACACACUAGACCUCUGUGUGUGUGUUUGGGAGGAGGAAUCCGUCCUAGCCGACCAGUCAGUAACGACGAGCCCCAUGAAGUUCAUUUGUGUCUUGAGGACGUCGGUGACCAGGUACUUGUGGCUCGUCAGGUGGUGUGACAUCCACUCGUUGAACCCCACCAUCACCGAUAACGCACCCGCAUUCAACGCGCCGUAGAAACCUGCACGAAGACACAACAGACACACGACACAAUCACAGUCCGUUCUGUUGACAGCCAUCCAGCCAGCCAGCCAGGGGCCAAUGCAUACACACAUACCUCUAGCAUGGACGUCGUGCAGCCGUUGUUCUGCAGCAACCAUCACACCCGGCUCGCUCCCAUGUGGACGUGACAACAGCACUUCCCUCUCUUCUUCUUUUCCAUUCACGUACCCGAUAUUAGUGCGUUUCCCUGGUCCUCGCCUCUGUCGGUCUCCCCUUCACCGAUCCAGUGUUUGGCCGUGGCCAGAAUCCGCCCACCGCUCCCGUUAAGGAAGGCGUCAGGCACCAGAGGAGACCCCUGCACCCCCUUGAUGAACGCCUGGCUGUGGUUGGCCACACGAUUGGGGUCCUGACCGAAGGUCUCGUACACACGGCCCUGGAUGGACGACACGCAUGCGCACGGAGGCAACGAGCGAUGAGGGCGGCUCUGUCCGUGGCUGUGUAGAUGAAGUGGGACGUACCCAUCUGUUUGCUUCGUCCUGUGUGACGGCGAGCAUGGGAGCAAACACCCAGUCGAUGCCCGUGCGGGACAUCUCCUGACCUGAACGCACAACAAAUCGUCCACAGACAACCACAGUCUCUUGUUGGCAUCGAUGGUUCUUUUCUUUCACUCACCGGUGAUCCUCCCCACUGUCUCGGUGAGUUUGGGGUCGUUUGCAGCCGACAUGCCGAUCAUGUGUGGGAAGAUGGUGGCAGUGGAGAUGAUGGCGUGCCCGUGGUUGCCGUCGAUCGCCCAAGGCGCCCCAAUCUUGAUGGUCAUCCUCCUGUCGCCCACCUUGACGUUGGCCACACUAAGCCUCGCCUCCCUGUAGAAGCGGUCCGCCACCUUCCGCCAUGUCUUAGGCUCGUUGGUCACCCCAAUCUCGUUGCCGGCGGUGUGCAAGAGGGCCCCCAGGCCCUUCUCGCGUACGUCGCUAGGUGUGCUCUCUGAGCCGAUCUGUGCCAUGAUCAUCUGGCCGACUUGCUUGUCGAUGGGCAUGGCUUCGACAAUGGCGUCGAGCAGGGAGUCAAUGCCAGCCGCGCUGUCGCCGCGGAGGGACCCUGUGCGCUUCAUGGGAAGCUUGAGCAGCUCCCCCGUCACCUUGGGGCUCAGAGGGGCCCAGUGAACUGACACACAAAGAAAGCAGACAGAGUGUGCAAAGGUGCCGUGACGGGUCGAUAGUCUGACUGACCUCUGUUUUCCUGCAGGCUGUCCGCCAUGGGAUCGCUGGAGUUGCCUGGCACACACACACACCCCUCCGCACACACUCACGGGCGCUGCGGUGCGUAUUGCACUGCUUUCUGCGUCCUCCCACCUUCUGCUGUUGCGGUGUUGCUGUCGGGUAUGUACACAGCCGUCAAGAGAAGUACACAUACAAAAGUAUAAAGCCUACUUACUCUUCCCGUAUACAAGCAUUUCAGGCAGCCUGUGGCCAUCUCACUGACAGGCACAAACAGCGACGAAAAAACGCCCCUCAGUCACACGACCAACGAGGGGUGCGGGCGACGAACAGAGCAUCCAGGGGUGGUGCUGAAACGUGGCCUUCAAAAAGAAAAAAGGCCCGGCACCACUCCCU
Messenger RNA from Vitrella brassicaformis, 5334 nucleotides. NCBI's taxonomy places the organism in Eukaryota, Vitrellaceae. The record is from the annotation of a GenBank genome assembly.